AUGUCUCGCAAAUACAGAGACUUUGGAGUGGCAGGCAGGGCAGAUUGUGGAACACGCAAGGUUGGCAUGGUUCAGAGUUUAGAAGCACAGACUAGAAGGUGUAGUGCAGGAAGCGAAGACGCCACGACAUGCGCGGUCGACUCAGGGGCCUCGUACUGGUCACUUUUUAGUGAAAGCAGCAUGGUGCGACAGUCGCGGGCAGCGCACACACUCCCGCCCCAGCACGAGGUGAGGAGAAGGUCCCGAGGAUGCGCCCAACGUGCGACGGUGCGAGAGCGUGCGCCUUUUCGAAAACGUCCGCUGCAAUGGUGA
Alternaria burnsii is the source of this 312-nucleotide messenger RNA. RefSeq lists its product as uncharacterized. Bases 1 to 312 code for a protein of 103 amino acids. Lineage: Eukaryota; Fungi; Ascomycota; Dothideomycetes; Pleosporales; Pleosporaceae. The record is from RefSeq and is a predicted model, not a curated record. The transcript has a single exon.